Molecule: messenger RNA, 1899 nt
Organism: Lichtheimia ornata
Lineage: Eukaryota; Fungi; Mucoromycota; Mucoromycetes; Mucorales; Lichtheimiaceae
Exons: 10
Coding region: 1-1899 (632 amino acids)
Biological process (GO): sphingosine biosynthetic process; ceramide biosynthetic process
Cellular component (GO): serine palmitoyltransferase complex
Molecular function (GO): pyridoxal phosphate binding; serine C-palmitoyltransferase activity
Source: RefSeq, a predicted model, not a curated record
AUGUCGGCAGCCACUUCCAACAACACUCUGCAGGUUCCCAGCAUUGAAAUCCAAUCAGCUUCUCAACAAGACAACGACAUGUCUACUCCAACCCCCAACAGCACAAGUAAUGCCUCUUCCAAUGCGAGUGCAACGGCUACUCCAACCAUCACAACCACCUCCACUACUGCCACCACCACUACCCCGAGCCCUGCACCUCGACAAACGACCAAUCGACCUCGCACAUUCUCAUUGUCAUCGUUGGUUGGCAAGACACGACGAGCUUACUCGGUCUCAUCAGCGUAUCCUCCUAAAAUGAUACAUCCUUCGCUUGUACCUUCCAACCUUAAAGCAAACACCACUACCAGUAACCAGUUGGCAGUCGACAAGGAUAUAUGGUUCCAUGCCAAACAUGUUACACCCACCCAACGACGCCAUUCAGUAGCUGCUGCUCAACGCAAAUAUGAGGAUUUCCAGCAAAAGAUGGAAGAAGCUCCUCUUUAUGUAUUGGUGUCAACUUACUUGAACUACUUGGUGCUUAUUCUACUUGGUCAUUUGCGUGAUGUGCUUGGCAAGGUGUUUAAACGUAAGGAGUACGCUCAUUUACGAAACAACCAGGGUUAUGCUCCAUUGGUCUCUGAUUUCGAUUCCUUUUACACUCGCCGGAUGUAUAUGCGGAUUCGUGAUUGCUGGAAUCGACCUAUCACCGGUGUGCCUACCCGAAAGACCCAGGUGCUGGAACGAGAAACGGAUGAUUUCAACAAGACAUUCAGAUUGACCGGACGCAAGAUCGAUGCUCUUAAUUUUGCUUCAUACAACUAUCUUGGAUUUGCUCAAGCCGAAGGACCUUGUGCUGAUGCGGUGGAGGACACUGUGCGUGAAUAUGGUAUUACGUGUGCAAGCACUCGCACUGAAACGGGUACCUUGGAUUUGCAUCGUCAAGUGGAAGCUCAAGUGGCUCGCUUUGUUGGCAAGCAAGAUGCUAUUGUUGUAUCCAUGGGCUUUGCAACCAACUCGACUACGAUCCCAUCACUCGUUGGAAAGGGUUGUUUGAUCAUCAGUGACGAGUUGAACCAUAGUUCUAUUGUUUUUGGAGCACGUUUAUCAGGCGCAUCGAUCCGUGUUUUCAAGCAUAACAACAUGGGUGAUUUACGUAACCUUUUGCGUGAGGUCAUUUCUCAAGGUCAACCACGUACGCAUCGACCAUGGAAGAAAAUCCUUGUGAUUGUCGAAGGUCUUUACUCUAUGGAAGGAUCAGUUGUCAAUUUGCCCGAGUUGAUCAAAUUGAAACGUGAAUUCAAGUUUUAUUUGUAUGUGGAUGAAGCUCAUUCGAUCGGUGCUCUUGGCGAACAUGGUGGCGGUGUUUGUGAUUUCUAUGGCGUGAAUCCGAAACACGUUGAUAUCCUAAUGGGCACUUUUACGAAAUCGUUUGGUGCAGCAGGAGGUUACAUUGCAGGCGACAAGGCAGUGAUUGACCGCCUGCGGCUUACCAACCAUUCCUUCCUCUAUGCCGAGUCGAUUACACCGCUUGUCACUCAGCAAGUGAUCACCAGCCUGGGAAUUAUCAGAGGUGAAGAUGGUACGGAUGAUGGUGCAAACCGUAUUCGACAAUUAGCCGACAAUGCACAUUACUUCGCCUCACGGCUCCGUGAAAUGGGGUUCAUUGUUUAUGGAGACGAAGGAAGUCCUGUUGUUCCCUUACUUUUAUUCAAUCCUGGAAAGAUUUCUGCGUUUUCGCGCGAGAUGCUCAAGCGAGAUAUCGCUAUUUGUGUUGUUGGUUAUCCCGCGACUCCUAUUAUCAGCUCCCGAGCUCGUUUUUGCGUAUCAGCAGCUCAUACCAGAGAAGAUUUAGAUCAUGCUCUGAAAGAAAUUAGUGAAGUAGGCGAUCUGUUGAUGCUCAAGUUUAAGGAGCAUAGUUAG